Messenger RNA from Aspergillus ruber CBS 135680, 832 nucleotides. RefSeq lists its product as uncharacterized. Bases 354 to 620 code for a protein of 88 amino acids. Lineage: Eukaryota; Fungi; Ascomycota; Eurotiomycetes; Eurotiales; Aspergillaceae. The record is from RefSeq and is a predicted model, not a curated record. The transcript is spliced from 3 exons.
CAAACAAUUGCUCAAGACAAUUCGGCUUCCUUCCAUAACUCCACUACUAACAUGAAUUCCUUGAUAUCUCACUGGAGCCGCAAGCGUACCUUACGCUGAAGUCAUUCCCCUGCCCGGAUGCUCCACCAUGACUUCAUGAUGCUGUCAGUAGCUUCUACAACCAGGAAUAUGCAAGCAGUCGAUGCUAUCAUCAGUUCGAGUUGGGUGGUUAUUUAGUUGCUGCACUUUCUCAUUGAAAAUCUUCUUUCAGACACAACGAUAAUCAAUUUCUCAAUUGCAUCUCUUCUAGAAGACAUAUCUAAGACCUAUCUUCCUCGACCUCACCCAACACAACUCAAUUAAAUACAUACACCAUGCCUCGCGGAUCCGAAUACGCCAACGCCCCCGCCCAGAGCGACAACGCCAUUGAAGCUGGCGAAAACAAGGCCCACGGAACCUCCGGCGACACCGGACUCAACCGCGUCAACAAGGUCGCUGAUUUCCCCGAAGGCGCCAAGGGAACCGGUACUGCUAGCAACCCGCUCAGCGGUCAGGGCAGCGCCGGCCACGACGAUGGAAAGGGUGGCCAUGAGCCUAAGACUCUUGGGGAGAACAAGGGACUUGGUGCUCACAAGGCAUGAAUGAGUAAUGAUGUCGAUAUGAUAUGAGUUUUGCAUGAGCUGGGCUCGUGAUUUUGUAAUUUGCAUAGGACGGUUUAAGCAUGCGCUAUUGUUUUCGUUAUGCUUACGAUAUGAAAGUGUCCUUGGGGUUGGAGUUGGAGUUGUUACUGAACUAAUUAUGUAUACGGAAUUGAAGUGAACAACUCAAUGGUCUGUUCUUGUAUAUGCGUAAG